CCAAAAUUGUACAAUCUCCUUGUCGCGCACAUCCCCCGCCGUCGUAUAUAAACGCCACUUGCUCGAUCCCACAAAAGCAGAAAUACACAAAUACAGAGCACCUCUUCUAUCCGAAUUCCAGCCAUGAAAUAUCACUUCUCACCGGCGCUUUCAAUGAAUGACUUCGGCGCUACCUCGAGCGACGCCUCAUCCAUUUCCAGCUGCGGCGGCAGCAACGAUUACGCCGCCGUUGUGUCGGCGGCGCACAUGGUGUCGGAGAAUGCGAUCAUGGUGUUCGGCCGGCGCGGUUGCUGCAUGUGCUACGUCUUGCAGCGUUUGCUCUUAGGCCUCGGCGUGAAUCCCGCCAUUUACGACGUCGAUGAGGAGGACGAGGUCUCCGUCACCGACCAGCUUUCUGGUGUUAUCAGCUGCACGGAAGAUAAUUCCGCCCAGCUGCCGCUGUUUCCGGCAGUUUUCAUCGGCGGGAAGCUUUUUGGUGGCUUGGAUGACGUUAUGGCGGCUCAUAUCUCCGGCGAUUUGGUGCCUCUGCUUAUAAAGGCGGGUGCCCUCUGGCUUUGACUCACACCAUCCGUUUUUUCAUUUGAAAAAACGACACAUAUGAUACCAAUUGGGGGAGGCUAGAGAGGGGGCUGAGGAGCCACACAGGGUAUGGGGCUGGGCAGGCUGGCUGCCUGAGUGGGGUUGCGGCAGGCUGAUUAUUGACUGGUAGUGGCCGCCAGGGGUUACUAUAUUGGAUUGGGUAACCAUAACUAUAACUGUGGCUAGUCGAAUAACCCUAACUUCUUAAAUCAUGUAACUGAGCUUGUAUUUAAUUUUCUCAUGUCGUUUCAUACAUAGCCCCUUUUUAAAUCAUUUGCAAGUUGUUUAUAAUUGCAAAUUUCUCCUUUUUCUUUGGUAUAAGAGCAUUUCCAAUGUUAUAAUGUGCACGGUGCACAUGUGCCAUGAGUGAUAGGCUGAUAGCCACAUAAAUAUUAGCAUAUAAAUUAUUUAUCUCCUCAUUUGAAUGAUUUUAUACAAUUUUGGUAAGUUUUUCCGUGCAAUGUCAACAACAAUGUCAACAUUUAGACGGUCUCCUUGACAUUGUGGAGAAUAACUUACCAAAAAUGUAUAAAAUCAUUCAAAUAAGGAGAGAAAGAAUUUAUUUACUAAUAUUUAUGUGGAUAUUUCUCAUGCCACGUGUGCACCGUGCACAUUUUACCAUUGGAGAUGCUCACGAGUGUCAAUGUAGGGCGGACCGUAGUAGAAAUUCAGGGGUUAUCGCCCCCCAACAAUUUUUUUGUGUGUGUAUACAUAUACAAAAAAUAAUUUUCGCCCUCUCAAAAAGUAUUUUGUUUAAAUUACCGUCCUUCCAAGAUGAAUUUCCUGGAUCUGCCCAUGUGUAAAUGUAACCUACUAAUUAAUCACUUGUUUUAUGUAUUGAGUAUUAUGGAGUAAAAUAUUAAUCCGUAUGAUUCUA
Messenger RNA from Cuscuta epithymum, 1456 nucleotides. The record is from the annotation of a GenBank genome assembly. NCBI's taxonomy places the organism in Eukaryota, Viridiplantae, Streptophyta, Magnoliopsida, Solanales, Convolvulaceae.